Penicillium subrubescens is the source of this 1902-nucleotide messenger RNA. RefSeq names its product putative topoisomerase family protein TRF4. The transcript is spliced from 3 exons. Gene Ontology annotation, biological process: RNA 3'-end processing. Gene Ontology annotation, molecular function: mRNA binding; poly(A) RNA polymerase activity. Gene Ontology annotation, cellular component: nucleolus; TRAMP complex. The record is from RefSeq and is a predicted model, not a curated record. Bases 1 to 1902 code for a protein of 633 amino acids. Lineage: Eukaryota; Fungi; Ascomycota; Eurotiomycetes; Eurotiales; Aspergillaceae.
AUGCCUCCGCCAUUCCAGUUUCGCGGGAGUGGUCCUCCCAGAGGCCCUCGCAGUCAAUACUCCAAGCCUGAAUUCACAUUUCGUCCCCCGCCCCGUCCGACAUCAGAGCGCCCAUUGCUAAGAGGCAUGAGGGAGCCCACGCCCGAGCUGCUGUUCCCUGAAACAGGACCCAAGCCCGCUCCGAAGUUCGCAUCGAUCAACGACCUUAGCGACAGCGAAGAAGCCGAAAUGGAUCUCUCUGACGAUGGCGAGUCUGAUUCCGAGGCACGUCCACGGAAGAAGCGCGUUGUGGCUUUGGAUGGGAAUGUCGACGCCGCUCAGCCCAUCCUCGCAGCUAUUCCCGCACCCGCUCCUCCUCCGCCCAAGUGGUCCAACCCUGACCCCUACACUGCGCUUCCCCCGCCAGAUGACAGUCAGCACAAGCGCGUCGACUUUGUGAAAUUGAUUAGGAAAGCACGGCUGGCCGCCGUCCAGCCGAAGGCGAACGAUGCCGUGGUUGACAAUGUGGACUUUAUCUCGCUCGGCGCGAUCGGUGACGAUGCAGGCGCGCCCGUCAAGCAGGAGAAUCAACCGCCUAUGAAUGCACCCAAGGGACCGAAGGGGAUGGAAAUCAAGCAAUCGGCUGUCGCGUCUCGCAAGCGGACUCGAGAUGACCAGCCCAAGCCAUUGACUACAAAGACUGGAAAGCCAUUGAGACGGUUCAAGAUGGACGCAUCGAUUCUCGAUGAUUGGAUGCCUCUGAGAGACCAGGAUCCCACACCGUGGAUGGAUACAGUCACUCCGUUGGACACUACGACCAGACUCCACAACGAGGUACUUUCUUUCUACAAUUGGGUCAAGCCAUGUCAAUUCGAGCAGAUUGUCCGCCAGGAUAUCGUGGAUCGGCUCGAAAGAGCAUUCCAGAAGCGUUACUCGGGUAUUCAAAUCCAGCCGUUCGGAUCCUUUGCAUCCGGUUUGUAUCUUCCCACAGCCGAUAUCGAUCUCGUCCUCCUCUCUACGUCUUUUGUGAAGACCGGUAUCCGGGCAUUUGGAGAAAGAAAGGGUCAGAUUUAUGCGUUUGCUGGUUUCGUCAGGACUUCGGGCCUUGCUGUGGAUGGCACGGUGGAGGCCAUCGCAGGUGCGCGAGUGCCAAUUCUGAAAUGGGUCGAUAAGCUGACUGGCCUGCGCAUUGAUCUAUCCUUUGACAAUGACAGUGGUGUGCUUGCCAACAAAACUUUCCAAGAAUGGAAGCAACAGUACCCUGCGAUGCCUGUCGUCGUUUCGGUCAUUAAGCAGUUCCUGCUUCUUCGAGGGUUGAAUGAAGUUCCGACUGGUGGUCUCGGUGGGUUCUCCAUCACUUGUAUCGUGACAAGCCUUCUUCAGCACAUGCCAAGAAACCAGGAGCGCAAUAUUGGUAGUCUCUUGCUCGACUUCUUCCAUUUCUAUGGCAGGGCCUUUAAUUUUGAGAAAACUGGCAUUCGCAUGAAUCCUCCGGGGUACUACAACAAGGUCUUCGAGAACAGGGAUCGUCUGACGAUUGAGGAUCCGAACAAUUCCUCGAACGAUAUCUCCGGCGGUACCAAAGAGAUUGGCCUGAUCUUCAGAUCAUUCCGCCACGCAUAUUGGGCUCUUAGGGACCGAAUCGACUGGAUCAAUGAUCGCGGCAGCCGGAAUGCCAGUAUCCUGGAAGCCAUCAUUGCAGCCAAUUACGACGAGUACCUUGACCAACGGGACCAGCUUCGCCAUGUUUUCGACACGGCUCCCCAAUUCGCGCGGUAUCGACAGUCUCCACCACCGCCGCCACCUCUUCCUGUCGGCGAGUCCCCCCUCCGCCUCCUCCCACCGGACCUCGAAACAUGCGUCCCGGACCAGGCAUGCGAGCCUAAGCCUGACUCCUCGACUUGUUGCACCGCUGUGCCGUAG